AUGUCCUCCUUCCUAAAAUUCCUCGUCUCCUCCGGGGACGCCAACUCCCCACGCCGGCACAAACACCCUUACUACCCGCAGACUGUUGUCGUCCCCAACUAUGCGCCCAACACUUUGCAGCUGCCCAUGGUGCUCGGCGCAUUUGGCGGCGCCGUGUCGCUCUUGAUGGUGGCUGUGGUGGCCGUGGGGAAGAAGGUUAAUAAGCGGUUGACGUGGAAGGAUGCGGGGGUGUUGAGCUGGUUUACCCUUUGUGGUUUCUUGCAUUGUUUCUUUGAAGGAUACUACGUCCUCAACCACGCCACCCUCGCCGGUAAGCAAGACAUCUUCGCCCAGCUGUGGAAGGAGUACGCGCUGUCCGACUCGCGCAGCCUGCGCCACAUCACCCAGACCAUCGUCAGCGUUGGCCACCUUUACGGCGUCGCCCUCUACUUCGGCACCUGCUUCUUCCAGGAGAAGUUCCGCGGCAUCUCGUACAGCAGACCGGAGACGCUGUACUACUGGGUUUACUAUGCCAGCAUGAACGCGCCUUGGGUUAUUGUCCCUGCUAUCCUUCUCUUCCAAAGCACCCGCACCAUCCGCCAAGGCCUCUCGGUCCUCAACAAAGUCAAGAGCAUGAAGGGCGACUCCACCUCCUCCAGCGGCAGCAGCAUCUACAGCGGCAAGGCAGAGAGGCAUCAGCCCAGCAGGGAUAGCAGAGAUGGAGGCGAAAAGAGCAGGAGGGAUCGUGUCGCGGAACAGCAGGCGGCCUACCUCAGGGGAGAUGAUGGCAGGCCCGAGAGCAUUGCGGAGAGCAAGUAUGAGAACUGGGAGGACAGCAGGGCGGACGCGAGGGAGCAGUUGAGGAAGAAGAAGACAGUGAGGAGGGAGUGA
Molecule: messenger RNA, 870 nt
Organism: Sordaria macrospora k-hell
Lineage: Eukaryota; Fungi; Ascomycota; Sordariomycetes; Sordariales; Sordariaceae
Source: RefSeq, a predicted model, not a curated record